This is a messenger RNA of Closterium sp. Yama58-4, 312 nucleotides long. Lineage: Eukaryota; Viridiplantae; Streptophyta; Zygnematophyceae; Desmidiales; Closteriaceae. The record is from the annotation of a GenBank genome assembly.
AUGGAUGGGCACACCAUUCUUCUGCUGCAAACAGCUCCACAGAAAUCAUCAUGCACUUAUAUCGAGUAUCCCACCACAGCAGAAGCCAUUGAUGGGCUGUGUGCUCUGUUCGAGCGGCGGCUCAAGGAGAUGAACCCUGGGGUGAAGAACAUCACGUAUGACAUCUCAGAGCUGUACCAGUUCAUGGAGUCGCUUCCUGACCUCACUGCUCUUGUGCUGGAUGAGUCUAUCUGUGCAUACGUCCCAUACGACCGAAAACGGCUCAAGGAGCUCGCCUACCAGCGGCUAAGCAAGCUAGCUGGUGUACAAUGA